CUGUGCCUUCCUUUCUGUCGUCUCUCUUUGCGAAGAAGAGAGUGAAAGAGAAUAUCUGAGACUCUGAUUCUGAGAGUCGAGACGAGUGAGUGAGUGCUGCUUCUUCUUCUGAAUCAAAUCAUUCAUCACUCUCUGGUUCUGAUUUUUCUGACACCAAAAUGGUGAAUCCUCGAAUUCCACGUUCAAGGAUCCCAACUUUCACACUUUUCACUUCUGCUAUCUCCAUCGUUCUGUGCAUUUUCUUCGUUCUCUCUUUUCUCUUCACUGCCCAUUCUUAUUCCUCCCAUCAACACCACAACGCGGGUUCUGACGGUGGUGUUGCACAUGGAUUUGAGUCGAUUAGGAGAUCCGUCCUAGCUCUGAAAACAGAUCCUCUCAAGCCUCGGUUGGACCAGAUUCGUAAACUAACCGAUGAUCAUCGCUCUUUGGCUCUCGUGUAUUCUUCCUAUGCACGCAAGCUCAAGCUUGAGAGCUCAAAGCUUGUUAGGAUUUUCGCAGAGCUAUCACGCAACUUCUCGGAUCUAAUGAACAAGCCGCAGUACAGGACUCUUUUCAGCAAUGAUGCAUCCCCGGUUGAUGAAUCAGCGCUUCGCCAAUUGGAGAAGGAAGUGAAGGAGCGCAUUAAGACCACCCGCCAGGUGAUUGGUGAUGCCAAGGAGUCCUUUGAUAACCAGCUCAAGAUUCAAAAGUUGAAGGAUACAAUCUUCGCUGUGAAUGAGCAGUUAACCAAGGCGAAGAAGCAGGGUGCUUUCUCCAGCCUCAUAGCUGCCAAGUCGAUUCCAAAGAGCUUGCAUUGUCUCUCAAUGAGGUUGAUGGAAGAGAGGAUUGCCCAUCCUGAGAAGUAUUCAACUGAGGGGAAGCCGGUUCCUCCAGAAGUUGAAGAUCCUAACCUGUACCACUAUGCCUUGUUCUCUGAUAAUGUUGUUGCCGCAUCUGUUGUGGUCAAUUCAGCAACAAAGAAUGCAAAGGAGCCGUGGAAGCAUGUGUUUCAUGUUGUGACCGAUAAGAUGAACCUUGGAGCAAUGCAAGUGAUGUUUAAGUUGAAAAAUUAUCAUGGUGCACACAUUGAGGUUAAGGCUGUGGAGGAUUACAAGUUCCUGAAUUCAUCUUAUGUGCCAGUCCUAAAACAAUUGGAGUCUGCUAACCUUCAGAGAUUUUACUUCGAGAACAAGCUUGAAAAUGCUACAAAGGACACAAAUAAUAUGAAGUUCAGGAACCCCAAAUAUUUGUCAAUAUUGAACCAUUUGAGGUUCUACUUGCCAGAAAUGUAUCCAAAGCUGCAUAAAAUUUUGUUUUUGGAUGAUGACAUAGUGGUUCAGAAGGACCUAACUGGGCUAUGGAAGAUUGAUAUGGAUGGCAAGGUGAAUGGAGCUGUAGAAACAUGUUUUGGGUCAUUCCAUAGAUAUGCACAGUACAUGAAUUUCUCGCACCCCUUGAUUAAAGCAAAGUUUAAUCCAAAGGCUUGUGCAUGGGCUUAUGGAAUGAAUUUCUUUGAUUUGGAUGCUUGGAGAAGGGAAAAAUGCACAGAAGAAUAUCAUUACUGGCAGAAUCUGAAUGAGAACCGGACAUUAUGGAAAUUAGGGACAUUGCCACCAGGUCUAAUCACAUACUACGCAACAACAAAGCCACUGGACAAGUCAUGGCAUGUUCUGGGACUUGGCUAUAACCCAAGCAUCAGCAUGGAUGAGAUUAACAAUGCAGCAGUUGUGCACUUCAAUGGCAAUAUGAAACCAUGGCUCGACAUUGCAAUGACUCAGUUCAAGCCACUUUGGACAAAGUAUGUUGACUAUGAAUUAGAUUUCGUUCAGGCCUGCAAUUUUGGUAUCUAAAUGGUCAAGUUUCUUGUCACUUGGUGAUGCUGUGUCAGGUGCCGCUGCAGUUUAGUUUUGAUACAUAAUGGUUAUACGUUUAACAGAGUUCCCUGCUGGUGCAAGAAAAAAUCCUGCUUCUUUCAAUUGUAAAAUACUAUAGUAUAGUUAUUCUCUCAUGUCUUCCUCUUAUUUAUUCAUAACGUUUAGGCAAUAAUGUUAUUUAAAGAUGUGGUUUAAUGCUGAACAAUAUUACUGAAUUAAGUCUUGUGCCUUUCACUUUGGCUUUAGCUGUUUA
Messenger RNA from Glycine soja, 2106 nucleotides. RefSeq names its product galacturonosyltransferase 8-like. NCBI's taxonomy places the organism in Eukaryota, Viridiplantae, Streptophyta, Magnoliopsida, Fabales, Fabaceae. The record is from RefSeq and is a predicted model, not a curated record. Gene Ontology annotation, molecular function: polygalacturonate 4-alpha-galacturonosyltransferase activity. The coding region runs from base 159 to 1829 and encodes 556 amino acids. The transcript is spliced from 3 exons.